Caenorhabditis angaria is the source of this 2919-nucleotide messenger RNA. NCBI's taxonomy places the organism in Eukaryota, Metazoa, Nematoda, Chromadorea, Rhabditida, Rhabditidae. The record is from the annotation of a GenBank genome assembly.
AUGGUAAAUUAUUUCGAAGUUACGGCAAGUUUGGUGCGCUCCAGAAGCAGUAAACGUAAAGAGCGGUGAGUAAAAAGCGCAGCAAAAAAACCAAAAAAAAAUCUGCCCCAUGCCAGGCUCGAACUGGCGACCUUGGCAUACCCUAUAGACUAUAAGUACCAUGCGCUAACCGACUGCGCCAAUGGGGCUCGCUGGUCGCCCGGCCUUAAAUGGCAUAUUUAAACUCGCUGUGUUUUCUUGCAGCGGAUUCGAGAAUAAGCUGGCUCAACAGGAGAACUCGGUGCUGAAUCAGACGUUCACAUUGGACACCAACAAAGCUGAGAGACUUCGCGAAUUCCGCAUUGAAGGUGAUAUAUUUUCUCUGUGUCUCUCUCAAUUUCCCACACUCUCUCGCCUAAUUAAUUAGGCCAAAAAUCAUUAGAGACUCUUGAUUUUCAGCCAAAAAAAAAAUAAAAAAAUUUUCAGACGCUAUCAACGGAUUUUUGCCACGUGCCAGAAGUAGUGGACCACGUCACAAUAUGUUGCAUCAGACGAAUUCGCAAGGCGAGGAGAAUGUUAGAAGGUGGGUAAGGGGGACUAGGAAUCCGGGUUUGGGAUUCUAGGCCACGCGAGGUCUAGAUAAUGUUAAAGGGAUGGCCUAGGAUUCUGGGUUUCGGAUUCUAGGCCAUGAUUUUCUAGCUGUCUGCGCUCUAUGAGAUUUCUACAGUCUCUAAGGUCUUGGUUUCUCUAGGCUCUCUCAAACCCUCGUGAUCUCUAACUUGAAUAUUUUCUCUGGUUUCUCUAGGCUCUCCUUGAAACGAGAUUUUCCUGUCUAGCUUCUCUGCGCUCUCUCAAAACCCUGUGAUCUUUCUCUAGCUUCUCUGGUCUCUCUUGAAUUCCUACACUCUCCAACUGUAUGCGCUCUCUUAGAUUCCUAUACUCUCUAAAGUCCUGGUUUCUCUGCACUCUCUCAAAACCCUGUACUCUCUAACCCUAUGAUCUUUUCUCUAGCUUCUCUGCACUCUCUUGUAUUCCUAUACUAUCUAACUCUCUAACUGUCUGGACUAUCUUCAAAACCCUGUACUCUCUAACCCUAUGAUCUUUCUCUAGCUUCUCUAGACACUCACAAAACACUGUGAUCUCUAACCCGGAUAUUUUUCUCUGGUUUCUCUGCGCUCUCUUCUAAACCUCAUGCUCUCUAACCCGAUGAUUUUUCUCUAGCUUCUCUGCACUCUCUCACUCUCUCUCUCUAACCUUUUUCAAAACCUCCCCCUAUAAUUACCAUUUCCGAAAUGCCGUGUGCUCCAUUUUUGUUGGCUCCGCCCCCAAUUUUUGCUCAAAAAUUUUUUUCCCACAAACAAAUUUUUUGUUUUUUUGACUUAUUCUAACUCAAAAAAAAAAUGACGACGACGACGAAAACAAAGAAUUUCGACAAAAGGCUGUGAGUUUUUUGCUGAAAAUUUGACUGAAAAUCUGAAAUUUUGGCUGAAAAUGAGCCACGUCAUAGCUCAAUUUUUGGGGGGUGAAAAUUGAAUUAUCACACGGCAUUUUGAGCAGGUGCUCUCUCUCUAGAAAAUUUAUUUUAUCGACUUUUUUUUCAUUUUUUUCAAAAAAAAAAUGAACAAAUCCUCUAGUCACGGUCAUUUGGAGACACUAAAUCUGCCCGAAAUUCUACCCAGGUAGGUCAAAAAUUCGGGCGCCAAAAACUACAGUACUCCCCAAGUUCUGGCGGUCAUUUUGAUGCCGAAUUCAAGCUAUUUUUGAUCUACAGUAAUCCUGGAGGAAAAUUUUUGAAUUCAAAUUUUUUCCCAGGAAAUUCUUCAAUUUUUGGACCCUACAGUUUUCCGGGAUGUUUUUUGAACCCAAAAAAAAAGCAGCAGGUGAAAAUUUCUGUUAUUUUGGUGUUGAACUUUGAGGGCAACAAGUUUGGAGUACUGUAGAUUACUGUAGAUGUAGAUCAAAUUUAGGUUCAAAAUGAUCUACAAAAUUUCCGGAUUACUGUAGCUUUUGACCCAGAAAUUCUAGGUUACUGUAGAUCAAAAUUGGGCUUAAAAUGAUCAUGAGAAGCUCAGGAGUACUGUAGAUUUUGGCCCAGAAAUUCUAGGUUACUGUAGAUCAAAUAUAGGUUCAAAAUGAUCUGCAGAACUUCAGGAGUACUGUAGAUUUUCUACCAGAAAUUCUAGGUUACUGUAGAUCAAAUUUAGGUUCAAAAUGAUCUACAGAAUUUCAGGAGUACUGUAGAUUUUGGCCCAGAAAUUCUGGGUUACUGUAGAUCAAAAAUAGGUCAAAUUUAGGUUCAAAAUGAUCUACAGAACUUCAGGAGUACUGUAGAUUUUAGGCCAGAAAAUCUAGGUUACUGUAGAUCAAAAAUAAUGCAAAAAUAGGUUCAAAAUGAUCUACAGAACUUCAGGAGUACUGUAGAUCAAAAAUAUGUCGAAUUUGGGCUUAAAAUGAUCAUGAGAAGCUCAGGAGUACUGUAGGUUUUGGUCCGGAAAUUCUAGGUUACUGUAGAUCAAAUUUAGGUUCAAAAUGAUCUACAAAAUUUCCGGAUUACUGUAGAUUUUGGCGCAGAAAUUCUGGGUUACUGUAGAUCAAAAAUAGGUCAAUUUUGGGCUUAAAAUGACCGGAAAAAGCUCAGGAGUACUGUAGAUCUAAAAUUUUUCGAAAAUAGGUCAAAAUUGGGCUUAAAAUGACCGUAAACCCCUCAGGAGUACUGUAGAACCCCAAAUUUUUUGCAGAGUUCGCUCCGAGACCACCUCGCUCUUCUCCACCACCUGUAAACUGCCCUCAUUGGACCAAAAAGCGUGUCUGGAGAAGAAGACGUGCACAAUUCGACCGUGGAGUCGAACCCAGGAUGAACUUCGUAAAUUCAAGGAGACUUUGAGUAACUCGGCUGCGAGUUCAGCUAAAAUUGAACAGAAUCCGGUCAAAAAUAAUUGA